This is a messenger RNA of Parnassius mnemosyne (clouded apollo), 324 nucleotides long. The record is from the annotation of a GenBank genome assembly. NCBI's taxonomy places the organism in Eukaryota, Metazoa, Arthropoda, Insecta, Lepidoptera, Papilionidae.
AUGCCGUUUGGAUUCUGCAAUGCUCCAGCAACGUUUGAAAGGUUGAUAGAGCUUGUACUUACCGGGCUAAUUGGAGAUGCCUGUCUGGUCUACGUGGAUCACAUCAUCAUCGUAGGCCGUACGUUUGAGGAACACCUUCAAAACCUGGAACGCGUGCUCAUGAAGAUCCAGAGUACCAACCUCAAGUUGAGUUCGAAGAAGUGCUCACUAUUCAAACGGCAAGUUAGCUUUAUUCGGUAUGUAGUGUCGGAAGAAGGUAUCCGCACGGAUUCAGAGAUAAUUGCCGCUAUCAAGGAUUGGCCGGUUCCAAAAGACAAGACAUAG